Messenger RNA from Colletotrichum phormii, 1521 nucleotides. RefSeq names its product GTP cyclohydrolase II. The transcript has 18 exons. Gene Ontology annotation, molecular function: GTP cyclohydrolase II activity. Lineage: Eukaryota; Fungi; Ascomycota; Sordariomycetes; Glomerellales; Glomerellaceae. Gene Ontology annotation, biological process: riboflavin biosynthetic process. The record is from RefSeq and is a predicted model, not a curated record. The coding region runs from base 1 to 1521 and encodes 506 amino acids.
AUGAGCGACCCUACCGUUGGCGACGGCUCGUUGGCCGAAGUCAUGAGUUCCUUGAAAUCCAUUCAGCAGACUCAGUCUGACCUUGUGGCUGCUGUUGACUCGCUAAACCAACGAUACCAACAGCUGCCUGUUGACUCUGAUGUCACCGGCAAGGUCCCUGAAAGAUCUCGAACCCCCGAGCCUUCCGAUGUCGUUGGUGAUUCUGCCAAGAGCUCCUCGUCCGAUUUGACCUUGCAGGCCCCAGCUGUGCCCUCGUCGCCCAGCCAGCGUUCCGGUCUUACCUCCCGCAUCAUCCUAACGACUUAUCCAAAGCAGAUCGGCAUCAAUCCUCUUCCCAUGAAAUGGGGCGAAUCGGACCCCCAUCGUCGUGGCCCAGUUGUUGUUUCUCGUUCAUCGACUACCAUUGGAAGACGUAACGCUGUCGGAGCCCAUGGUGGUUCUUACUCCAUCUACUAUGCUCUGGCUGUUGCGAGCAAACAACUUAAUCUCGAGCAUAGACCCGACUUCACCAAUACGGAGCCGGCUGCUAAGCUUGGUCCCUUCCCUCAAUGGGGAGAUCCCAAGAAGAUUGUCGCCAUGGAUCCCUGGGGCCAUCUAUCCCCCUGGCUCUUCAAGGACACUAUCGAGAAGCACAAUGUCGAUAUUCGCCCAACUAUCGCCAUCACCAAGGCACACAUGAAGCUUCCCGAGCUGGAGGAGAGUGUCAAGAGCGGAAGACUUGUUCCUGACGGCAAGGUCUGCCUCAACGAGCUCGGAGAGCUGGCCGUAACUAAGUUCGCCGUCGAGCCGGUUUGGUAUCUCCCUGGCGUGGCUGAAAGAUUCGGCAUCGACGAGGGAGCCUUGCGAAGAUCUCUCUUCGAACACACUGGUGGAAGCUACCCAGAGGUUGAUGGCCCCUCAUACCUUACAGAAACGCACGCUGAUCGUGGUUUGACAGUAUACUGUUUUGGCGAUCCGGCCAAGAUGUCCGACGAGUCGGUGCGACUGGCUUUGCGUAUCCACGACGAGUGCAAUGGUAGCGACGUGUUUGGAUCCGAUAUCUGCACUUGCCGCCCUUACCUCAUAUUCGGUAUCGAAGAGGCAGUCAAGGAGGCCCAGAACGGCGGCAGUGGUGUCGUCAUUUACUUCCGGAAAGAGGGCAGAGCCCUCGGUGAAGUGACCAAGUAUCUCGUGUACAACGCUCGUAAGCGUGGCGAAGACCGAGCAUCGGACUACUUCAAGAGAACAGAGAACAUUGCUGGCGUGAAGGACAUGCGCUUCCAGGCCCUCAUGCCCGAUAUCCUGCACUGGCUUGGAAUCCGCAAGAUUGACAGGAUGUUGAGCAUGAGCAACAUGAAACACGAUGCCAUUGUAGGACAAGGAAUUCCCAUUCACGAGCGUGUUGAGCUCCCCGAGGAGUGGAUUCCCGCAGAUUCUCGUGUCGAGAUUGAUGCCAAGAUUACUGCAGGUUACUUCACCGCCGGAAAGCGCAUGACAGAAGAAGAGUUGAGAGCUGUGCAGGGUAGGAUGUGGGAAGAGUAA